Molecule: messenger RNA, 1529 nt
Organism: Lactuca sativa (garden lettuce)
Lineage: Eukaryota; Viridiplantae; Streptophyta; Magnoliopsida; Asterales; Asteraceae
Product: putative glutathione S-transferase
Biological process (GO): glutathione metabolic process
Cellular component (GO): cytoplasm
Molecular function (GO): glutathione transferase activity
Source: RefSeq, a predicted model, not a curated record
UAAAAAAUGAAAAAAAGAAUAUUGUGGAGUAGUAAUCAUUCUCAAUAUCUAGUGAGUUGAUGGCGGGUUGGUGAUGAAGUUGACGUGUCACUGAGUUGACAACAUUUUUUUGAUUGCUUGACUGUAACAACUCUUCACAAUCUUAGAAUUCCCAUGAAAAACUACGGAACCAUUUAUAAAUUUUUGUCAGGAAAUAAUAAACAAAAAAGUCUCGCUAUCACUGCUUUUUGGUCAACAUUUGGAAUGUAAAUGACGAAGUCUCGACUCUUGAGCAAAUGAUUCAUUGUGACUUGUACCUAAUGCAUGAUAAGUUGUACACGGGGUUUUAUCCCUUUCACUCCUUAAAUAAAUAAAGUUUGAUUUAAAAAGUCAAAACACCUACAGUCGUUAAUUUUCAAGCAGUCCUAUGUAAAAUAAUUUUUUUUAAUGCAAAUUUUCUUGUGUGCCGGAAAUGAUCUUUGUUUGAAUAUCCUCACACUCUCACAGCCUGUGUUAAUUCUCCGCUUAACUUUUAGCCUCAAAACAACUUAUAUAUGAGAAAAUCAAAGUUUUUUCUUGUGAGGGAGAACACAACGAGCUCCUAUAUAAACACAAAGCUUCUUUCUUUCACAAUCAUCAAACACAAACACAAAGAAAUAAAAGUGAUUUAAAGAUGGGAAAAGAUGAUGUGAAGCUUCUAAGCAUGUGGGCUAGCCCUUUUUGCAUGAGGGUGAAGGUGGCAUUGGCAGAAAAAGAUAUUGCUUAUGAAGAGAUUUUAGAGAAUAAUUUGUUAGGUGGAAAGACCGAAUUGUUGCUAAAAUCAAACCCUGUCCACCAACAAGUUCCUGUCCUCUUGCACGACAACAAGCCCAUCCUCGAGUCCACUAACAUUAUCACUUACAUCGAUGAAGUUUGGCCUUCCAAACCCCUCUUGCCCACUUGUGCAUAUGAGAAAGCCCGGGCCCAAUUUUGGGCCGACUACAUUGAUCGCAAGGUCCAUUCGGCGGGUCGGGCCAUUUGGACUGCAAAAGGAGAAGAUGAAGUAGAGGCCGCUAAGGCAUCGUUCCUUGAUAUCCUGAAGUUCUUAGAUGGUACUUUGGCUGAAAAAGACUACUUCGCCGGGGACAACUUCGGGUUUGUGGACAUACUGCUUGUUGGUCUAACUUCGUGGUUCCCAGCCUACGAGAAAUAUGGUAGCUUUAAGGUGGAGGAUCACUACCCUAAAUUGGCGGCAUGGAUCACACGGGUCCAUGUUAGGGAGAGUGUUUCUGAAUCUUUGGCUAACCCUGAAAAAAUCCUCAACUUUGUAGUAAUGUUGAGACAAAUGUUUGGUGUUGAAUGAAUGAAGAUUGUUAUGUCAUGAAUGAUGAUGAUAUAAUAUUAUGGGUGGUGGGAUGUUUAGAUCCACUAAGAAUAAGGAGUUGGAAUAAAAUUGGUUUGAAAAUUAUCUUUGAAAACAUAAUUGUUGUCUUUGAGGGGGAGAAUGUAUGUUUUUUUUCUUUCUAUUUGAUGUAAUGGAUCAAACUGAAUAUCUUAUUGAAUGUUUGAUA